AUGAGGACAAGAAAGCGACAUUGUAAAGGGAAAACAUGGGCGUCUAGUUCAGAUAAGCCUAAUCUCAAGGAUUUUUUGGAGAAAAACCGAGCUGUAAUAUUUAGUUCUGUAGGUUAUCUGAAGUGUAUGAGCAUUUAAUUAUUAUAGGGUUUUGAAGUAGAUGUUACGAUAUUAUUUGGCAGCAAAUUUUGUUCUGAAUUAAAGUCACGGUUACCCGAAUCUUACGAUAAUUUGCUUCGAUGUUCGGAGAAGUUGAAACAGAGGAUAAAUGGGUUCAGGCUUGGUCGGUUGAUGAAGGAUACAAUGGUGAAAGAACUGAAAAUGUAAUUUUUUACUUUGGCAAUAUAACGUUCAGUCAUUGAAAAUUCCUGAUACCAAAGUUAGUUUUACAAUUUAUUUUGAAAUUUUAGAGUAACUUACGGACAAUUAAAGUAUUUCUUUUGUAAAACAAUGGCUCUAUUGUUCGGCGAUUACUUACUGUCGACUUCUGAAUCUCAGAAUCUAGCCGGCAUCUGCGCUUCUGCUUUGUUGGGCAAUGUUGGCGCUGAUGAGUUUGAGGUAACCUUAUUCAAGCAGAGAUUGUCGUUCUGUGACCAGCUUCCUGUGAAAUGUCGUUUUAAUGUGCGGUCGAACGUCUUCAGUUUUGUGUAUCUAUUUUUGAUGAAGAUAGCCAGGUAAACGUGUUUUUAUUAUUUUUAUAAUUGUCUUUAUAGAUAUUUUUCAUUUCAUUUAAUACUCAUUCAAUAUCAAUAUCUUUAGGAAGACGUUCUACUUUACCAAAAACAGAUGUGAACAAAGAGUUUUAUACCUAAAACACUUGUGGCAGAAGGCGAUUGCUGAAGGAUUACAUAAAAGUGGAGCAGUUUUUGUUGAGGACGCUACUAAUGGCAGGAAGUUACAGUAUGUUCUAUUAAAUCUUAUCUAUUUUUUAUUAAGUUUUUAUAGUUAUCCAAAUAUUAUUUUCUCAUGUUACAGUGUGAUACCAAAACGUGGAGGGUGUCGGCCAGUAGUGUCAGGCUUCGGAAGAAGCGAAAAAGAUACGAUGGCAAUUGUGGCUACGGUAUUAGAAGUGUUGAUCGACAGAACUGGAAGCUCUGCUGAUAUACGGUUGAAAAGUAGGUAGAGAGUACUGUAGACUCGUAAUAAUUUAAAAUUUUGUUAUUUUAGGUUUCCCUCAAUUCUUCGAAUCUUAUAAAAUAUUCAUCGACCGAAACAAGGAGAAUCAACUGUUUUGGGGCACGGCUGACAUUACCAACUGCUUUGGAUCGGUAAACUUGGAAAAACUGAAACAACGUCUGAGGCAGCUAUUAUUUCCUGAAAGGUAAUUUUAUUUCUUUAAAGUUUUUGGUCAAAAAGUCAAUAGGAUAGCAAAACUUCAAGCCGAAUUGACUAUAAAUCUUAUCAUAGUAACUGUAAUAUAAGUAUAAAUGUCCAUUUCUAAAAUUUUUAGAACGUUUUACGUUGGCAAAGGGCUAGUAACAAAAAAUGCUAGGGGCAAAGUGAUCUACAGAGCUGGUGUUACUCGAACUGGCAUCCAGAAUACCUUGCAGAAACUGAAAGCGCGCACUUUGUUCAUACGGGUAAGGCUGAUCUCUUUAUAACGGUAUUCAAUGCUCACAAAAAGAUGGCUUGUGAACUCAAUAAAGUAUUAUGAUUUAGGAGGUAAAGACUGGUGAUGCCUACAACAUUAUUAUCAACGAAGCUUUGGGACAGACCUUUGAUUUCAAAAAUAAAAAACUUAAAUUCUCUGACGGGCUACUACAAGGUCAUCCAUUGUCACCUGUCUUAACCCAGUUCUGGCUAUCUUUAUUCGAAAAUCGUAUUGGACCUGUAACUGAUCAACUCUUUAUCAAACGAUAUGUUGAUGACUACUUGCUUGUCGGCACUGACAAAACAUCUAUCGUAAAGGUAGGUAACUUAUAUUGUAGUUUUUUACACUUCUUGUUAUAUAUUGUUUCAUUUUUAUUUUACACGUUUAUUGAAGGUCCUGGAAUACCUGAAUAGCCAAAAGAUUCUGAACUGGGACAACGUCAAAGUCGACUUUGAGUAUGAUCUCUGUGCAAGUGCUGAUCUCAUAAGAUGGUGUGGCUUCGUGUUCGACAAAACCGACAACCAUGUAAGUUCAUAUUUACUUUUAUAUUUCUUGGCUCGUAAAAGAAAAUAACCUUCUAUAUCGAUAAAGGUAUCCAUCGACUACCAACGAUACAAAGACAAAACCUUUUGUUACCCCCUAUUUCCCUCGCCCAACCAACGACUGGCGUUGUCGGCGUUCCAACGGUCACUCGGCUACACCGUGUCAUAUUAUGUAGCCAUAUUCCGAAAGUGCCUGAGGCAGUCUCUGAACCAAAACUCCGACAUCAAUAGAUUCGUUUACUUUAUUUACAAGGCCGUCUUCGGCCGGCUGUUGGCCAAACAUCGAUUAGAAACAAAACAAAAGAACACGGAAACUGAUGAAACGAGAAAUUGGAAAAGUGGCCAGAUCAUUAAGAAAGGAUACGGUAACGGCCGCAGGGAUUGGCGACAAUCAGACCUGACCGGCGUUGCUUGGAAUGUAUGUGUAUGUAUGAAUGUAUAG
Bursaphelenchus okinawaensis is the source of this 2575-nucleotide messenger RNA. Lineage: Eukaryota; Metazoa; Nematoda; Chromadorea; Rhabditida; Aphelenchoididae. The record is from the annotation of a GenBank genome assembly.